CUCGUCAGCGGCUGCAGGAAACCGAGGCGCCGCGGGGACGAGUACCACCAGCACGUAGGACCGACCUGAACAAACCUAGACUUCGUUUUACACUUUGAAGAUUGUUGGAUGUUUUUGAGCAAAGAUGAGCGACGCAAACCAUCCCCGAGUUGAACUUUUUGUCAAGGCGGGCAGCGAUGGGCAGAGCAUUGGGAACUGCCCCUUCUCUCAGAGGCUGUUCAUGGUUUUGUGGCUCAAAGGAGUGACUUUUGAUGUGACUACAGUCGACUUGAGGAGGAAGCCUGAUAUCCUCAAAGACUUGGCUCCCGGGGCCCAGCCUCCGUUCCUUCUCUAUGGCACCGAUGUCAAAACAGACACCAACAAGAUCGAGGAGUUUUUGGAAGAGAAUCUCUGCCCCCCAAAAUAUCCUCGUCUGGCCGCUCGUAAUCCAGAGUCUAACACAGCUGGAGUGGAUGUCUUUUCCAAGUUCUCUGCCUACAUCAAAAACUCCAACCCUCAAAUGAACGACACUCUGGAGAAGGGUUUGUUGAAGGCUCUGAAGAAGCUGGAUGAUUAUCUGGGCUGCCCACUUCCUGAUGAGAUCGACGAGAACAGCGCUGAUGAUGUCACUUCCUCUUCUCGGAACUUCCUGGACGGACCGGACCUGACUCUGGCCGACUGCAACCUGCUGCCUAAACUCCACAUCGUCAAGGUGGUGUGCUUAAAGUACCGUAAAUUCAGCAUCCCGGAGUCCCUCACAAACCUGUGGAGGUACCUGAAUGCAGCGUAUGCCCGGGAGGAGUUUGCCUCCACCUGUCCCGUGGACGACGAGAUCCACAUCGCCUAUGCGUCUGUGGUCAAAGUGCUCAAGUAAAUGCGAUCAAAACACAGGGACAAAACAACAGCUAAACAAAAUUCAUAUCAUUAAAGGUCCUAUAUUACGAAAACUGACUCCUGUGAGCUUUAAGCCAUGUUAUAAUGUUGUUUCAUUUACACGUGUCUGAGUUUCCCUGCAUCAUUAGUCUGUCUAUAUCUCCAAAGCUCAAAAUGCUCUGUUCCAACUUGUCAUGAAGCGGUUAAUUCCAAGUUUUCAGCUACCAUUUACCUUUUGUAUAAUAGAGAUGAUGGGCUGAAAUGAUCCAAAUGAUUUUAGAGAAGGUGUAUGAAGUAUUACUACGUGACAUCACAAGGUGGAACAGUGUUCUUUGUUUGAGAGAAGAACUAAAUAUGCAGUGUGUUAAACAUGGGUGAAUGAAAUAAAACAUCCGGGUAUGUUUUGUUGAAGAAACAACAUUAUAAAACAGAUCAGAAAAUAGCGUAAUAUGGGCCCUUUAAAUGCUGUGUUAUAGGAGAUUUUAAAGGUGCUAGGUGGAACAUUUUAUCCAGGCUGUACUGGUUGGUUUUAUUGCAUGACUUACUAUCAGUUAUCAUAGCUUUAAGUCGCUAUUCUAAUGUUUUCUUUGUAGAUUUGAGACGACCACGAUUUGCUCCAAAAUUAUUAUAGAAAAAAUACAAAGUAAUUUGCCUUGAUCCAACAGGCUCUUUGCACAGCAGCACUCUAGCUAGCACGCUGUGUCUCAAAGUUAGGAGUCACUUUUACUAAACAUAAAAUAAACAACCUAUUAAAAUUCAAAUUAAUUAAAAUUUUUAAAAGACGAGGCAAUUAUUUUUAUAUAUAGAAGACUUCAGUGUGUGGCGUUAUAUAUAGCUGUUAUUCCUCAAAAUUUGCAUCAGCAUUAGCAUUGAGACAAGUGUCUUCCGGUGAAGUAUUCAUUUUUUUGUGUAGUGUUUCACAUGUUGUCAGUGACAUCCACCCACAGCUCCCUGUCCACUGCCUUAUCUGUAAAUAUUUAUUCAUUUUAGCAUGAACCUGCAAAAACCUAAAUUGGACAGGAAGUAGUGAUGUUAACAGUGAGGUUGCGCUGUCGUGUACAGAGCCUAUUAUAUACAUAUAUUAUAUAUAUAUAUUAUAUAUAAGUUGAAUUUCAAGCAUUG
Periophthalmus magnuspinnatus is the source of this 1974-nucleotide messenger RNA. It is a transcript of the gene clic1, whose product is annotated as chloride intracellular channel 1. Bases 125 to 853 code for a protein of 242 amino acids. Lineage: Eukaryota; Metazoa; Chordata; Actinopteri; Gobiiformes; Gobiidae. The transcript has 7 exons. The record is from RefSeq and is a predicted model, not a curated record.